AUACAGGGCCAUGUGGGCGAACGAUUGGGGAUUUUGGUCUUGAUCAUCUCUAAGAAGAACCGCCAGAGAUAUGCAAGUACCUCUUCGAGGGUGCAAGGAGAUGAUUGCAUGGAGCAUCUCAUGGGAUAAUAUAAGAGGCAACAGUGGAGAAGAAGAUGUGAAACUAAAGGCGGCGAUGGCGGGAGUUCCGUAUUGGGCAGAGGAAGAGGACGAGAAGAAAGAAGGCUUGGGCAUGAGUCGGUAUUGGGUGGCGGUGGCCUUCAAGUACCUGCCCUAUGGCACCUCACUCUAUGGUAGUGGCAAGUAUGUUUGACUUCCACAACUCCAG
This is a messenger RNA of Hordeum vulgare subsp. vulgare (domesticated barley), 328 nucleotides long. RefSeq lists its product as uncharacterized. The transcript is spliced from 4 exons. NCBI's taxonomy places the organism in Eukaryota, Viridiplantae, Streptophyta, Magnoliopsida, Poales, Poaceae. The record is from RefSeq and is a predicted model, not a curated record. The coding region runs from base 71 to 313 and encodes 80 amino acids.